AACAAAUUGUAAAAUGUCCCAUUAAUUAAAGUAUUAAACCAAAAAGAUCCGAAAGCAUACACUAUUUUCUAGAGUGAGAAAGUGGAUAGAGAGAGAAAUCAAUUAUCAUUACGAAUUGUCCAUCUCUUCUAAACCCACUCCUAUAUAUACCCAAAACCAGCAUCAUUUCCUUCUUUCUGAUAAUAAACCAAUAAACGACACACACAAACCCCCCCUCCCCCUUUCUCUCAGUUCCGCCAUUAUUGAACUAAGUAGGGUUUUACAAAAAUCACCAAAAUUAAUCCAUUUCUGCAGAAAUGGAUGCUUAUGCGCUUCACUUGGCCAUGGCGGCGCUCGUAGGAGCGUCGUUUGUGGCGGUUUCGGCGUACUACAUGCACCGGAAAACUCUGUCGCAGUUUCUGGAGUUAACCAAGACAUUUGAGAGAGAAAGGGAGGGGGAAGAAGCAGAGGAGGAGGACGGGAAGCAGCUUUCGCCUCGGCAUUACCGGCGUUUGCCCGAUCGUCGCCGUCAGAAGAGUAUCGGAGCUUAUCGCCGUGCCUCGUUGUCGUUGCCUGAUGUUACUGCGAUUUCCGGCGAGGCUGACGCUGUCGAUAAGCGUAAUAGUGUUCUUCCUGUUGAAGGUAUUCCUGCUGGUUUGCCCAGGCUGCGUAGCCUCUCCGAAGGGAAAGCUGCCAGCCUUACGAGUUCAGCUAGCAGAUCUUACAUGAUGAGACCUAUGUCUCCAAAGUCCCCUGUUGCCAGUGCCUUUGAGAGUGUAGAAGGAUCUGAUGAUGAAGAUACCUUCACAGAUAAUUCUAAACUGGAUCCCACAUAUCUUCACUCUAAUGGAAAUGCUGGUCCAGAACUGACGAGCCAAUAUCAAGAUUUACCAGGGAACACUAACAAUGGAGAUCAAGUUCCUAUAACUUCUCCGAACAUGAUUCGCUCUCACAGUAUAUCUGGUGAUUUGCAUGGCGUUCAGCCUGAUCCCAUAGCUGCCGAUAUUCUGAGGAAGGAGCCAGAGCAAGAAACAUUUGUUCGGCUAAAAAUAUCUCCAAGUGAGACACCAGCACCUGAUGAAGUGGAAUCUUAUUUGGUUCUCCAAGAAUGCCUUGAACUACGAGAGAGCUAUGUGUUCAGGGAAGGAGUUGCUCCAUGGAAAAAAGAAAUCAUAUCUGAUCCCAGUACGCCUAAGCCGAAUCCAAAUCCAUUCUAUUUUUCCCCCGAGAGAAAAAGCAACCACUUUUUCCAAAUGGAGGAUGGAGUUGUCCAAGUUUAUGCAAGUAGAGAUUCAAAAGAGAAGCUAUUCCCAGUUGCUGAUGCAACUACAUUUUUCACUGAUCUGCAUCACAUUCUUCGAGUUAUAGCAGCUGGAAACAUUCGAACCUUAUGUCAUCAUCGAUUAGUUCUAUUGGAGCAAAAAUUCAAUCUUCACUUGAUGCUUAACGCGGAUAGGGAGUUUCUUGCCCAGAAGAGUGCACCACAUCGUGAUUUCUAUAAUGUUAGGAAAGUUGAUACACAUGUUCAUCAUUCAGCAUGCAUGAACCAGAAGCAUCUUUUGAGGUUUAUAAAGUCAAAGCUGAGGAAGGAGCCUGAUGAGGUUGUGAUAUUUCGUGAUGGGACCUAUUUGACUUUGAAAGAGGUUUUCCAAAGCUUGGAUUUGACUGGAUAUGACCUGAACGUUGAUCUUUUGGAUGUUCAUGCCGACAAAAGCACAUUUCAUCGCUUUGACAAGUUUAACCUCAAGUAUAAUCCCUGUGGUCAAAGUAGACUAAGGGAGAUUUUUCUCAAACAGGAUAAUCUCAUCCAAGGACGUUUUCUUGGAGAGCUUACCAAGCAAGUUUUCUCUGAUCUUGUUGCCAGUAAAUAUCAGAUGGCAGAAUACCGAGUGUCAAUAUAUGGUAGAAAGCAAAGUGAGUGGGACCAACUGGCCAGUUGGGUCGUUAAUAAUGAUCUCUACAGCGAGAAUGUUGUUUGGUUAAUUCAGAUUCCAAGACUCUACAAUAUAUACAAGGACAUGGGGAUUGUAACGUCGUUUCAGAACAUGCUUGACAACAUCUUUCUUCCCUUGUUUGAGGUUACAGUCGAUCCAAAUUCACAUCCUCAUCUGCACCUAUUCUUAAAGCAGGUGGUUGGGCUGGAUCUGGUGGAUGAUGAGAGCAAACCCGAGCGUCGCCCCACAAAACAUAUGCCUGCGCCAGAACAGUGGACCAACAUCUUCAAUCCUGCGUUUUCAUACUAUGCAUAUUACUGUUAUGCUAACCUCUACACCCUGAACAAGCUGCGGGAGUCCAAGGGUAUGACGACGAUAAAAUUCCGUCCUCAUGCUGGAGAGGCUGGUGACAUUGACCAUCUGGCUGCAACAUUUCUCACUGCCCAUAAUAUUGCACAUGGGAUCAAUUUGAGGAAAUCUCCUGUACUUCAGUAUCUCUAUUAUUUGGCACAGAUUGGCCUGGCAAUGUCUCCUCUUAGCAACAAUUCUUUAUUUCUGGAUUAUCAUCGCAACCCUUUCCCCAUGUUCUUCUUGCGUGGUCUUAAUGUUUCCCUUUCGACGGAUGACCCAUUACAAAUCCAUUUAACUAAGGAGCCUUUAGUGGAAGAAUACAGUAUAGCUGCUUCGGUAUGGAAGCUAAGUUCUUGCGACUUAUGUGAGAUUGCCCGCAAUUCAGUCCUCCAGUCGGGAUUCUCUCAUGCAUUCAAGAGGCAUUGGAUUGGUGAACACUACUUCAAAAGAGGUCCAGAUGGAAAUGAUAUCCACAAGACAAAUGUACCUCAUAUACGAGUUGAAUUCCGUCACAUGAUAUGGAGGGAGGAGAUGCAACAGGUAUAUCUCGGAAAAGCAAUUAUCCCUCGUGAAGUGGAUAAGUGAUAAGUCAGCCGUAUUCAAGUCUUCAAUGGUCGGCAAUACUGUAAACUGCUUCAACUUAAACACACAAAUGCAGAAGUUGCAGGAUGUUUGCAUUCAUGUAUCUGUUAUGUACACAAGAUUACUGGAGGUGUGAGGCUAGGCUAAACUAUAUAUUGAUGGUUGCCGAAUUGCAACUGUUAUCAUAAUUUAGAAUGAUACAACAAGCUUCAUAUUAAAACAGGAUAGAACUAUAUAAUGAAGUAUACUUUUUUUAGGGAUGAGUUAAUACAAGGGAGCUUGUUAUGUAUAAAUAAAUAAAUAAAUAGCAAUUAUUUUGAGAAGAAAAGUGGAAUAUUGUCCACAAAUUUUGGCCUUCUCAUGCUGCUAGAUGUAUGUGUAAUGGACUAAUGGGACUUCUGGUUUUGAUUAGGGCAUUUAUUCAUUGUAAUCUAUGUAUGGUAAACUUGAUCUUGAGGUCAUCUUAGUAAAAUGCAGUAAUGUCAAAUUUUAGUGAAA
This is a messenger RNA of Spinacia oleracea (spinach), 3344 nucleotides long. RefSeq names its product AMP deaminase. NCBI's taxonomy places the organism in Eukaryota, Viridiplantae, Streptophyta, Magnoliopsida, Caryophyllales, Amaranthaceae. Gene Ontology annotation, molecular function: AMP deaminase activity. The record is from RefSeq and is a predicted model, not a curated record. The transcript has 20 exons. Gene Ontology annotation, cellular component: cytosol. Bases 297 to 2849 code for a protein of 850 amino acids. Gene Ontology annotation, biological process: AMP metabolic process; IMP salvage.